This is a messenger RNA of Alnus glutinosa, 2065 nucleotides long. RefSeq names its product APO protein 3, mitochondrial. The record is from RefSeq and is a predicted model, not a curated record. Bases 197 to 1468 code for a protein of 423 amino acids. The transcript has 2 exons. Lineage: Eukaryota; Viridiplantae; Streptophyta; Magnoliopsida; Fagales; Betulaceae. Gene Ontology annotation, molecular function: RNA binding.
CCUUUUGGAAUAUAUAUAUAGAACAUUCCAAACAAGACAACCCUGUUAUUCUGGGCCUUUGCUAAAUGCGACCCAGUUAAACUAGGCCCAUGUCCCAGAAAAAAGGUACUACAAGUACCAGGUACCUAGGCAGUAGAAGCAGAACGCAUGACGGUGUUCCUAACAUUUUCCCGGCAACCAAACAGAACAGAAACAGAUGAAGAAGAGGAUACUAUUAUCAGAAAUUUGUAUUCUAAAGAAGAGACUGCAUUGCCGAUUUAAUAAAAGCCUGAGUUUAUCAUCGGAGAGAAUCCCAGGUGACGAUGAUCCGCUGUACGCGGACGUGCCAAAGCCCCGGCGUAAGAAGGCAGAGAGGAAGCCGUAUCCGACGCCAAUGAAGGUUCUGAUCGCGAGGGCGAAGGAGGAGACAGCAGCCCGAAAGGCCCAGCCCUGUCGCAUGCUCGAAGACCCACCUGACAAUGGGUUAUUGGUUCCCGAGCUUGUCGAGGUCGCCCACCGAGUCUACCGAGCCCGACGUUCUCUUCUCUUUGGUCUUUCGAAACUUGUACAACCCAUUCCUCUUCAACGCUGCAGCUACUGCUCGGAGGUUCACAUUGGCCAUGUUGGUCAUGAAAUCCGAACCUGCACUGGCCCCAAGGGUGGUUUUCGGAGUGCUACUCAUGUUUGGAGGAAGGGUGGAGUUCAGGACGUAAUUUUUUCCCCCAAAUCCUUUCAUCUUUAUGAUCGUGUUGGGAAACCGAGGAUUGUGCAUGAUGAAAGGUAUAGUGUGCCGCGAAUCCCUGCCAUUGUAGAGCUUUGUAUACAAGCUGGUCUUGACCUUGAAAAGUUACCUACGAGGAGAAGAACGAAACCCGUGUAUAGUAUUGAAGGAAGAAUUGUAGAUUUUGAGUCGGUGACGGAGAAGGAUGGACUGGGGAGGAGGAACUUGUAUCUAAAGAAUGUUGAUAUUGUAGUAGAUUCCAAAUUUGGUACCAACACUGAGAUGGCAACAACUUCAGUUUUGGAAAAUGCUAGUGAUCUUCUGGAUCAAUCGAAUGACGGGGAAGGGAAGAAUUUAAGGGAUUUAAGCAUCCGAACACUGGACUCAUGGUUUGAGAUGAUAUCAGGGGCAAAGAAGAUGAUGGAGAAGUACAACGUGAUGACUUGUGGAUAUUGUCCUGAGGUUCAGGUGGGUCCAAAGGGGCACAAAGUGAGGAUGUGCAAGGCGUCAAAGCACCAGUCUCGUAAAGGUUUGCAUGCAUGGCAAGAAGCAACGAUAGAUGAUCUUGUGGGUCCCAAUUAUGUUUGGCACGUUAGGGAUCUGAAUGCACCUGCUUUGGAUAACAACCUGAAGAGGUAUUAUGGUAAAGCUCCAGCUGUGGUGGAGCUGUGUGUGCAAGCAGGUGCACCUGCUCCAGAUCAAUAUAGGAGUAUGAUGAGAUUAGAUGUGGUUCCUCCUGCUCGUGAUGAAGUUGAUCUUGUUGCUUGAGAUGGUGAUUCUUGAUGCAGAUGGUCUGCAGAUGUUGAGAUGAAGUUGAUCUUGUUGCUUGAGAUGGUGAUUCUUUUAUGCAGAUGCUAAGCUGAGAUUCAGAUCUCCUGAAUUUACCCAUCAGUCUGUAUUUCUGUGUACCACUUGGUUUACUGUGUGUUGCUUUGGGUAAGUUUGGUCCCUAUGCCCUCAUAUUGAUUCCCAGGGCCCUCACAAUUGUGGUUCCUUGAGCUUGCCAAGUAGAAACAGAGGUAAAACAGACGACCACUGGAGACAGACAAUCAUGGCCCUGGUUCAGAAGAAACCAUAUCUUAAUUAAGUAGGCAGCCUAGCAGGGCAACAGGAAGAAGCAUUUGUGGUUUUAUGGAAGCGUCUUAUUGGGAAGCAUUUCUGUUGGUGUACUUCCCUUUACCAAUUUUUAAGUGGUUUAGAACUAGAAGUGCCCUUCCCUCAGCUCCCUUUAAGCUCCCGAAUUGUUUUUGUAAUGAAACAAAGUCACAAAGAGAUGUACAGAAACCAAAAAAGAUGACCAUGAUCUUGUACCUAAUUUUCACUUUUGUUGCUCUGGAAUUUGAAAUCCAUGUAGUUGUUUCUGUA